Caenorhabditis remanei is the source of this 1275-nucleotide messenger RNA. RefSeq lists its product as uncharacterized. Lineage: Eukaryota; Metazoa; Nematoda; Chromadorea; Rhabditida; Rhabditidae. The record is from RefSeq and is a predicted model, not a curated record. The transcript has a single exon. The coding region runs from base 1 to 1275 and encodes 424 amino acids.
AUGUGUCACGCUCUUAAUUGCCAGGUAAGUUAUUACCGGAGUGAGCUUACCAACUGCCGAGCUGAAAAGGAACAACUCGAGGCUCAACUCGCGAAUGGAAAAUCGGAGAUUCAACAACUCGAGGCGACACUCAAUGACGCGAAUGCCGCUAUCGGGAGCAACGAGAAACUGAGAGCGCUUGAUCAGGAAGCAAUGGCUAAGGAGAAGAUGGAGUUGAAGGAAUCUUAUGAUAGAGAGACACAAAAAAAUCGGAAGCUCCAAGAGCAACAGGACCUCGUCAUCCAAGAGUUGGAGAGCAAACUGGCGGUUGCAAGUCAAAAAGAAAGAAAGCUCCAGGAGCAACAUGUCAAGGAGAUGAGGGGAAAGGACUCGCUAAUCCAGGAGCUGGAGAGCAAGUUGACGGCUAGUCAGGAGGAGAACGCCAGGAAGAUUCAGGACAAGGAUCUUGAUCUUCAAAAGGAGAUCACCUUGAAGGAGGAGAACGCCAGGAAGAUUCAGGAGCUAGAGAAGGUACAUCAGAAGAAUGCCAGAGACACGGUGGUGAAAACCAUACUAUUGGAAAAUGUCCAUCAGAUAAGUUCCAAUAAGAUUCUAAAGCUCCAGGAGCAACAUGACAAGGACAUCGGAGCCAAGGAUCUGAAAAUCCAGAUGUUGGAAUUGGAGUUAUCAACUGUCCAGAAGAACAGUUGUGAGAAGAUUCUGAAGCUUCAGGAGCAACAUGACAAGAGGCUAUGCGGGAAGGAUCUAGAAAUCCAACAACUGGAGAUCAAGUUGGCAGCUGCCAAGAAAGAGAUCUCGGAGAAAGAGCUCCAGGAGCAUACUCUCCUGGAAAUUCAAGCGUUCGAUGCACAGAAUCAAUGUGAGAAGGUGUCGGUGAAAAAUACGGAGCAGAUGCCAAAUCACGUUGAGAAACCUAAGAGCGACUUGCAAGAGAAGAAAUCCGAAGAGCCAACUCUACUUCACAUUGAUCUCGGCAAACUCUAUAUGGAGCUCCAGGAAGCCAAGAAGCCACAAGAGGCUCUCACGGCUCAGUUGGCUGCUAAGGACAAGGAAAUCGUGUAUCUCACGAAGCAACAGAAAUCGAAGCUUGCUGCUAAGGAUUCAAAAAUCCUGAUUUUAACGGAGAAGAAUGAGAACCUGCAGGAGAUAAUCUACAAACAUCAGAUGACGAUGAUGGCGAAGGAUAGGCAGCUCGAAGCGUUGAAGGAGAAAGUUGCUGAUUUGGAGGCGGAGCUUGCAGAGCUCAAAGACGGUCGCGACGGACAAUCGGAAUAA